Caenorhabditis sp. 36 PRJEB53466 is the source of this 7766-nucleotide messenger RNA. The record is from the annotation of a GenBank genome assembly. NCBI's taxonomy places the organism in Eukaryota, Metazoa, Nematoda, Chromadorea, Rhabditida, Rhabditidae.
AUGAGCGUCUUGCUCACAAUUCUGUUGAGAAUUGCCGCCGAGGCAAACGGGCUAUUGAGAAGGGUGGCGCAUCGCGGCCGGCGCCAUAGUCUUCUGGAGCGCACUUUCGAGCUCCAGGAGAACCCUUUGGAGCCGCACGGAUACGAGGACCGGCGGUGGCCGCAAAGGCCGGGGGAGGCGACGGAGGAGGGGCGACGAGCUGACGUGCUGGUGAGUUUCUUGAAAGAAAAAUAUUUUUAAAAAAAAGUAAAGCUGUCGGUACCCAGAAGUCCCUUUGAUCUGCUGCAUAGUGGAACAAGGACCAUUUUGCUCAAAACUCUAAUCAAACAGAUUUCUGAGACCGGAAGACGGUCCGACCAAACAAGAGGGUCGUACUCCAGCUCCACAGGGCCGUUUUAUGUGAGACUCGGACAGUCUCAUGUAAAACGGACGUCUGAAGACGGAAUACUGUCCAGCUGGAGCGGACCAGAAGGAUGCCACCCCAAAAAGAAUCUGUCGAACUGGAACUCUGUUCCGAUAGUUUCCCAUUUGGUGGGGCACCGUGAAAAAGAGACUUACGACUGACCGAUCGCUUUGCAGGAGUCGACGUUCGAGGAGCAGGAGUGGCAGUGCGGGUGCUGCUCGGCUCGGAUCGUCGACGAACCGGAGGGGAUCGUGGCGCACAUGCUGGAGCCCCAGGAGACCGCCGCCGUUCUCCACUCGUUCAUAAUGGAGUUCAUGACGAGGGAGAACGGGCGGCGCGGCGGUUUCCAUUAACUCCACCGCGUGAUGCACGGUCUCACACGGCAGCACGGGCGCAGUUGUUCUUCCGACGUGAGUGCCUGAAAAUAGAGAUUUUGUAGGAACAAGCAAAAAAGUUAUGCAUUUUGGAGAGAGCGAGAUGAAAAGAAACUGAUCAGAAUCCGAUCCGGAAGAGGCGGAAACUCCGAGAGACGGGCAGUCUGACGAGCAGCUCACUCAGAUCCCGGACGAGGCGGAGCCAAUGGAGGAGGAGCAGGCGCCAGGGCCGAUGGAGGACCGUCAGGAGACCCAGGACGAGCGCAUGGAGCAGCAGGCUCGUGGAUCAACGGCGCGGGAGGAGUACUCAGAGUCGGCGAUGGAGCAAGAGAGAGAGGAGCCGCGGAGAGCUCAGGAGGAGCAACGGCGCGGAGAAGAAGCUCAGGAGGAGCAGGCGCGGGAAGCGGGAGCGUCAGGAGGAGGCGAUGACGGGGACGAGAGCGAGGAAGACUCUGCAUGCUCACCGAAAAGGCGUCGGAGCAACGAGUCCGAGAACCCGGAUACAGUGGGCACACCACAACACCCACGCCGUGUGUCCGACCUCGAUUAUGACUCAGGCUUCCACACGCCACCGUCUCCACAGUCGCCGCCGUCAAGACCAAGCUGCGGGAGGACACCGUCGCCGCUGGCCCCAGCACUCACAAACAAUUCGCUGCGGUCGACGGCGACGGUGUACAAUCUGAGGGAUCUUGUUCGACCAACUCUGCUGAAUGUCGGAGUCCCGAACAGGACGAACCGGAAGAGGGUAGCAAUGCCGAUACCGGAAUUUCGAGCUGAAAUUUUUGUUUUUUUAGAAGAGAACCCGAUGCUCGGCGCCAGCGCCCGGUCGGCAGCAGAUCGUGUUCGGGAACCUUGAGUUCCAAAUCGAUCCGUCGGACGACGAGUUCCGAGCACGAAUCGGCGACAUACUGGGCCGACUUGAGUAAGAUUUCAUGAUUUCAAGCGCCAAAAACUGACUAAACACUCAUUAUUUAUAGAAUCGAUUUGGAUUGGGACGCGGCAACGUUCCCGAACGCCUCGCGGGGACGGCAACACCCGAUCUCUCCAAUCUUCUGGACCAUCGUGGAGGUUCCGAAAGCAGUGGCGGAGGAGAUCGGGCGGGCCGUCGCAGAACACCUGGACAGCUUCAAUCAGCUGGAGUACGGCAAUAACGUAGAGGUUUGUUUAUUUUUCGAAAAGAGAAUGUCAGUUUUUGACCACGAAGCAUUGCAGAAGUACGUCAUUGUCGAGCUCCACGACACAAAGGAGUCGCGGACCAGGGACGCAUUUCUGCACGCCGCCGCCAGCAACUUCAGGAUGAUGUACCGUCACGACCGAAACUGCUCCGUCACCGUCUGCCACAAACAUCUACUGGUGACGAGAGACGGUUCAGUCCUCGAGAGGCUGUCCGUGAAGGACAUCAAGGACAAGUUCGCGGCCAACUUCGAUGCGAUCAUGCGGAGCAUCCACCCAACCCAGAGGUCAGGUGUCAAAAUGCUCCUCCAAUGAGAGGAUUCGCCUCGCUAUUUUUUAAUCAUUCUGGAAUAUAUUGAUUUUUGAAAGUUUUAUCGUUUAAUGAAUGUUUUAUGAGUCAGACUCCGUACUCAUCGCAUUCUCACGUUGAAAGCUCAUGGCACCGCAACGCAAAAAGAACACGAAAAAUUAUAAGGAAACCGGAAAAAACGAAAGUUACUUCUGAAAUUAAUGCGAUUGAAUUGAAAGAGAUUCGAGAUAGACAACAACUGUUUUCAAGAAAAAAAAGAGAUGAAAUAUCGAAUUUGACGACGCGUUUGUUCAAUAUCUGGCGGAAAUCGAGUGGAAAAGUGAUCGAAAUGAACGGAAAAGUAAAUUUUUGGAAUUUUUGGGGCCAAAUUUAAAUGCGGGAGAAGUCAGAAAAUAAAAGAGAAUGGGGAAUAUCGAGUCACCGAUUCUUCGGUCCUCAAGUUUUCGGAAAACAAGUUAGUGAAAAAAUGAAAAAUUGAAAAGAGUGAAGCGAAAAUCGAAAGAUGCCGGGUGGAGGUCGAAGACUCUUUGGAAAUGCGCCUUUAAAAAGACCUACUGUAGAAGCUGGCAAUUGCAAACUUAUUGAACACUUUUUCAGCGCAAAUUCACAAUUCUAUUUGCAUUUGUUAAUUUUUUCCAGAAAACCGUUCAAACGUCAUCAAUUUUCAUCAAAUGCUUGAUAACUACAGCCAACUAACACGAAAUGUGAGUCAAUUUCCUUGUAAAAUGUAUCUCACGGUCUCCAGAGCUGACAAAAUGGGCGUGGCCUCGGCCAAAUGGCGUUUUCAUGAAUUAAGCAGGUUUUCCCUGAUUUUUGUGGUCAAAGGCGAUGAAAAAUGAUUGUUCGACAUGAAAACACACUAAUUCUCAGAAUUAAUGACGUUUUGGCGCAUUUUUCGCGGACUUUGCCUUUUCGCCUUCGCCGCCGAUAGCCGCCGAUCGUUACCUCAAAACCGCACUUCUCAUUUUGCGCUUUCUUGACCGUUUUCAGACAGAAUUGGUUUUGAGAAUGAUAAAUCACGUAAAUACAAGCAUUUUGAGCGCUCGAACCGCGAAGACUACCGAAAAGCAACUGAAAUUCACGCAGUUUUAACCAAAAACCUUCAAACGGAUAAAUGUGAUUUGCGGCUAGACCAAAUUUAACGUUCUUGCUCUUUAAAAAAUUCCUAAUAGCCUAUACAAUCGGUCUAUCGAGAGACAAAGAGAAAUUAUCAGUUUUUCGUGGCUAAUCUGGCAAAAAACACAAAUUUUGCUGUUAAAAUUUGAAUUUCGCGUAUCGCUCUAUUGGACGGGACGCACUUGCGCCCAUUGUCAGCUCUGGAGGCCGUAUAUCUGUGCAGAUUUUGUGGCAUUUUGAACAUUUCAAACUUUUCAGUUAUUCCCAAAAUUCCGACGAAGUUUCGCGUAUUCUGUUGGGUCCUUCCCAGAAAACUCACACCAACACUAAGAAUUUCGAGUCUCGUGACGACGAAAUUUAGGCCCAGGGGCCAGGAGCAAAUCCGGUGCCGAAGAAUCUAAUGUUCCGGCGUUCCGGAUAUUCAUCCGCCCAACGAAACCGUUAAAAGCGAAACAAAACGGGUUUUUCCCCUACUUUUUGGUUUUAGGCGACAAAAUUGGGGGACAGUUCGAGGUACGACACUCCAGAUGACUUUUUUCACUGAAAUUAAGCUUCUCAUCCGUUUACACGUCAUCAAUUUGCAUCAACUUUCUUCAGGCACAUAAUCGAAUUGCACUGUACGUCUCCACCGAAUCGGCGGUGAGAAAAUUGAUCGAGAAAUUGUUGGCGAACCGAAAAACCGACAGACUCAUUCAUCAGCGGUAGCCGACUAACAGAAUGACUAUGGAAAAGCCCAAAAGUUCCGCUGAAUAAGCGUCUUGGUGAGUCGACUGUUCUCUCUGCAGGAAUUUUCAAUAUUCGUGAAAUCAAUCGAGGAGAAUGCAUGCUUCUGAAGUGAGCAGAGUGGAUCACAAGAAAGUCUGCUGAAAAAGAAGCUUCCCUGGAUCUCGAUCGAUGAAGGCAGUUCAUCCAUCCGUGACGCACCUCACAUAUCGAGUAGACCUAACAGACUACACACUCAUAAUCCUAACAGACUACACACUCAUAAUCCUAACAGACUACACACAGAAACGGAGAGAAAGGGCCGUUUUGAUCUACUCGAUAUGUGAGGAGUAAGUAUAAAAGGGCCCCCGUGGGAAAGAAUAGCCAUUCAUUCGGACAUACCGACUUGGCGGACGGUCGGAUCGUCUCGUUCUUCCCGCGUUUUGGGCGGGCGGACUUUCCAGACCCUCUGCUAAUCGAUAUCGAUCCGAUAUUUUUCCACCUGUUCUUUCUCCCCUUUCUCUCCGUUACUUCAUUUUCUCUUUCAUAUGUCAAGUCCAUACGGAAGUGAAGUGCACUCUAUUCCGAAGCUAUUUCAGCUGUGAUCUCUGUAAAGUUCCUUUCUUAUCCGACAAAAGUUGCAUAAAUUUCAUUUUGCUUCUAAAUGCUCACAGGAUAUCACAUUUGGGAGAGAUUCUGAAAAAACUGCGCUGAACUCUCGGAUGCCUCUAUAUGUAGUAGAAACAAACCGUCCUGUUAUUCCUAUGUAUUUUGUGACACUAUGUUUUCAAAAUCCCCUGUUUCAGGUGCAAGAUUCGGGUCGAAUGAAGCAGUUGCUGGUGAAAGACCAGGCGGCGAAGGAAAUCAAGCCGCUGACGGACCGCGUCAACAUGGAGCUGACGACGUUGAAGAAUCUGACGACGUUGAAGGAUCUUCGGAAGGCGAAGAGGCCUCAAGAAACCUCCCGCUCUUGAUGCAAGCAGUGACUGUCGCUUUUCGAAGUGUCAGUCACUAGGAUCUGAUAGAGUAGGAGGGAGGCGCAUUCCGCCGAGCACUUUGUGAGUUUGCAAGCAGAAUUAGAACCAUAACAAUUGAAUCUUUCAGACGUGCACAUCCGUCGAGGACCGCAUGAACCAGGCGACAAGCCUGCUCAACGCCCACCUCGACGAGUGCGGACCCAAGAUCCGGCACUUCAAGGAGGGCAUCUACAACAUCGUGCGCGAGUUCAACGUCGCCGAGAUCGCGUCGCAAAACGAUCAGUUGUCCGAUCACGACCUGCUGAAUCACAUUCGCAUCGGCGUUUCGAAGCUUUUCUCCGAGUAUUCGGCCGCCAAGGAGACGAGCAACGCCGCCGAGCAGGAAGCCGAAGUCAAGUUGGCCGCUGACGUGGCCAGAGUCGAGUCCGGACAGGUAAGAUUUGGAUGGAAAAGUGGGCAAACUUGCAGCUGUUCUUCUAUUUUCACAUUUCUAGAUCACGAAAUUAGUCAAAGCUCGAGUUUUUGUGAAUAACGCGAAAGUCUAGCGACAUUUGACUUUCCGACACUAUGUUUUCAAAAUCCACUGUUUCAGGUGCAAGAUUCGGGUCGAAUGAAGCAGUUGCUGGUGAAAGACCAGGCGGCGAAGGAAAUCAAGCCGCUGACGGACCGCGUCAACAUGGAGCUGACGACGUUGAAGAAUCUGACGACGUUGAAGGAUCUUCGGAAGGCGAAGAGGCCUCAAGAAACCUCCCGCUCUUGAUGCAAGCAGUGACUGUCGCUUUUCGAAGUGUCAGUCACUAGGAUCUGAUAGAGUAGGAGGGAGGCGCAUUCCGCCGAGCACUUUGUGAGUUUGCAAGCAGAAUAAGAACCAUAACAAUUGAAUCUUUCAGACGUGCGCAUCCGAAAACAAAUCGGAAUCGUCAUCUCGGCGCUGGCCGAAGGAACCAAGUCGCACGUGCCGUACCGUGACUCGAAACUGACGCGCAUUCUUCAAGAGUCGCUCGGAGGAAACUCGCGGACUACGGUCAUAAUUUGCGCGUCGCCGUCGCACUUCAACAGCAUCCGAAAAAAUGUGACUUUAUGUGACUACAAUAGCUUAGAAGAGGUGUUUUCUUGGGGAGUAUCCGUCUGUACGUCCUUCUCUGAGUAGGGCCACAGCGGUGACCUUCGUGACGUGAUUUGCCCCGUCACGGAGGAAAAAUCACCGCCCCCACCUUACACGUGGCGUGGUUGACCCCCUUCUCUACGGGGCGGCGGCUCUGCGGACCGUGGGUACUUGAUGCGGACUUGCACGGUCCUUACGGAUCAGAUCCCUUCAAGUGACCCUAACGAUAACUUCUUGAAGGAAGCCUGAGAUGAGAGGGAUGUGGGCAGACAGAGACGGGCACUCUUUGGGGUUAACCUCUUGCGCGCGUGACUUACAUGUUAGAACGAGGAUAUUCGGAAGGCGAAGAGGCCUCAAGAAACCUCCCGCUCUUGAUGCAAGCAGUGACUGUCGCUUUUCGAAGUGUCAGUCAUUAGGAUCUGAUAGAGUAGGAGGGAGGCGCUUAGCUUAGAAGAGGUGUAUUCUUCGGGAGUAUCCGUCUGUACGUCCUUCUCUGAGUAGGGCCACAGCGGUGACCUUCGUGACGUGAUUUGCCCCGUCACGGAGGAAAAAUCACCGCCCCCACCUUACACGUGGCGUGGUUGACCCCCUUCUCUACGGGGCGGCGGCUCUGCGGACCGUGGGUACUUGAUGCGGACUUGCACGGUCCUUACGGAUCAGAUCCCUUCAAGUGACCCUAACGAUAACUUCUUGAAGGAAGCCUGAGAUGAGAGGGAUGUGGGCAGACAGAGACGGGCACUCUUUGGGGUUAACCUCUUGCGCGCAUGACUUACAUGUUAGAACGAGGAUAUUCGGAAGGCGAAGAGGCCUCAAGAAACCUCCCGCUCUUGAUGCAAGCAGUGACUGUCGCUUUUCGAAGUGUCAGUCAUUAGGAUCUGAUAGAGUAGGAGGGAGGCGCAUUCCGCCGAGCACUUUGUGAGUUUGCAAGCAGAAUAAGAACCAUAACAAUUGAAUCUUUCAGACGUGCGCAUCCGAAAACAAAUCGGAAUCGUCAUCUCGGCGCUGGCCGAAGGAACCAAGUCGCACGUGCCGUACCGUGACUCGAAACUGACGCGCAUUCUUCAAGAGUCGCUCGGAGGAAACUCGCGGACUACGGUCAUAAUUUGCGCGUCGCCGUCGCACUUCAACGAGGCGGAGACCAAGUCGACGCUGCUUUUCGGACAGAGAGCCAAGACGAUCAAGAAUGUGGUGCAGGUGAACGAGGAGCUGACGGCCGAGGAGUGGAUGCGCCGAUACGAGAAGGAGCGCGAGAAGGUACGCUUUUUUUUAAAAUGUAAUUGCCCUUUUGGACAAGAAAAUUUUUUCAAGUGAUUUUGUGUAAAAUGAAUGAUUUUAGGUGACCCGCCUGUCAACCCUCCUCCAAACAGCCGCCCUGGAACUCUCACGCUGGAGAGCCGGCGAAUCAUUGUCCGAAUUGGAAUGGAUCAACCUGUCGGAGACGGCGCAGAUGGCAGUCUCGGAAGUGUCGGGCGGUUCCACUCCACUUAUGGAAAGAAAGAAUCCGCUGACGGACCGCGUCAACAUGGAGCUGACGAUGUUGAAGAAUCUGACGACGUUGAAGGAUCUUCGGAAGGCGAAGAGGCCUCAAGAAACCUCCCGCUCUUGA